CGCGCCUCGUGUCGAUGAGGAAGAGAGCGGCAUCAGCAUCGGCGGCAGCCAAAUCUGUGGCGAAGGGUAAGUCGACGGGGCACGACGCCUUCUUCACUUCGCCCGAUCCUUCCUCCAAACCCUACCAUUUCGAUCUCCCGUCGUUCCCUACUGCAACUGCCGCCUCCUCCUCCCUAAACACCACCCCUGCCUCCUACUUGCGCCACCCCCCAUCACCUCCCCCUUCCGCCAAGGACAAGACCACCACCCUAGCCACCAUCUCCGAUCUUAAGGCCUUGGCCUCCUCCCGCAUCGACUCCCUCAAGCGACACCUUGACCUAUGUCGCUCCGACAUCCUCAGGGACUUCGACGCUUCCAACACUCGCCUCUCCAAACGCUUCAAGAUCCAAACAAAAGCUUGCCUGCAAUUAACAGAGGAGGCAGAAAAGGACUAUAAGAAGAUUGCUGAUAGGAUUAGUGAACAUACAGAAAUAAUAAAGGCCUCAUAUGCAGAAGUUAUCAGCGAAGCUCAUUCCACAGCCUCUCGUGUUUGUAAGGUUUCCAUCCCUGAGCUGAUACAAUCGACGGAGAAAGCUAUUGAAGGAUUGCGUAGUCGUUAUAAGAUUCCAGCAACUCCAAUUUAAUCAAAUCUCAAAGUUUGCUUUGAGAUUUUUCUGGGUUGCAUUCUCAAUCGCUGGAUGGUUUGAAGGCCACUUUAUGAUUCGUGUGAAUAAAAGAUUUCAAAACCACUAACAGAGAAGUGUAAUCACUGUUACGUGUAGCAGCUAGGUUUCUAGCUUGAGACUACUCUAUGUUACACACGAUCAGUAAUCUUGUCAUCCUUUGUUUUGGCACCAGAAUGAUUGAUGCCUUAUCUCAGUUGUUUCGACUGAAAUCCCUCAAGGGUUCAGAUUUGACAUUUCAGCAGA
Molecule: messenger RNA, 908 nt
Organism: Musa acuminata subsp. malaccensis (wild Malaysian banana)
Lineage: Eukaryota; Viridiplantae; Streptophyta; Magnoliopsida; Zingiberales; Musaceae
Source: RefSeq, a predicted model, not a curated record